Messenger RNA from Trichechus manatus latirostris (Florida manatee), 2638 nucleotides. RefSeq names its product interleukin 1 receptor like 1 (gene IL33R). The transcript is spliced from 11 exons. Gene Ontology annotation, molecular function: interleukin-1 receptor activity; interleukin-33 binding. NCBI's taxonomy places the organism in Eukaryota, Metazoa, Chordata, Mammalia, Sirenia, Trichechidae. The record is from RefSeq and is a predicted model, not a curated record. Gene Ontology annotation, biological process: signal transduction. Bases 281 to 1948 code for a protein of 555 amino acids.
UCAUCAGUAUCAGCUUAUCAGUAACCAGGUUCCUGCCGUCUUAACUGAUAACGAAAUGGGAGGCUUUUAAAGAGAGGGUGGCUAUUGUAUGUAGCAUAGAGCUGCUAGAGAAAUUGGCUGUCACAGUUCAUAAACUCUGUUGGAAGCUGAGGAAGAAAGAGCUCAAGCACAACUAGCUGAUCGGAGCUCCACUCACCUCCUGGAUGAGAUCUGCAGCAUCAGGCCUCCCUGAUUCCUCUGGAGUUAUCGCCAGCACGUACUCUUGGGUGAUAAACUGACAAUGGGACUUUGGGUCUUGGCAAUUCUAACACUUCUCCAAGAUUCAAUAACAGCUCAUCUUAGUAAGACACACUGGGGCCUGGAAAAUGAAGCGUUAAUUGUGCCAUGUCCUAAAAACCCAAACUCUGAGCACCCUGUGGAUUGGUACUCAAAAACAAAUAGAAGUAUUACCACCCAGAAGAAAUACCGUGUGUUUGCCUCAAAAAACUUUCUUAAGUUUCUGCCAACGAAAGUUGAUGAUUCUGGAAUUUAUACUUGCAUUAUCAGAAGCCCCACUUCCAAUUGGACUAGAUCUGUGAAUCUCACGAUAUAUAAAAAACAACCAGAUUGCAUUAUUCCUGAUUAUUUGAUGUAUUCAACAGUAACUGGAACACCAAAACGUUCUCAAAUAUUUUGUCCUACAACUCAGUAUUACAAUUGGACAGCACCACUUGAGUGGUUUAAGAAUUGUAAGCCUCUUCAAGGACUAAGGUACUACAGAUCAGAGUCCUAUUUGCUCAUUGACAACGCAAAUAGCAACGAUGCAGGUGAUUAUACGUGCAAAUGGGUACACAAUGAGAAAGGAGUCAGUUAUACUGUGACAGCAACCAGAACACUUAGGUUUGGAGAGGGAAAAGCCUUUCCUGUGGUUCCAGUCAUUACAGCCCCUCCACCCAAUGACACAAAGGAAGUAGAAAUUGGAAAAACAGUGAACAUCACCUGCUUGGCUUGCAUGGGAAAGGGUCUUCAGAUCCUGGCUUCGAUCAAAUGGCAAGUUAAUGGAAGCAGCAUUAGUGACCUUGGUGAGGCAAGAAUUCACCAGGAGCAAGUGCAAAGUCAAAGUUCUAGAGAUGAGCUGACUUGUCUAAAAAGAAUUUUAAGAAUAACUGAUGUGAAAGAAGAGGAUUUCUCGCUGAAGUAUGAGUGUCUGGCCCUUAACUUGCGUGGCGUGACAACACGCGCUGUCAGACUAAGGAGAAAAAAUCCAAUUGAUCAUCAAAGCAUCUACUGCACAGUUGCAGGAUUUAGUGUGUUAUUAAUACUAACCAGUGUCUUGGCAAUACUGCUAAAAGUAUUCUGGAUUGACUUUAUUCUGCUAUGGAGAGACAUAGUUAGACCUUACAAAACUAGGAAUGAUGGAAAGAUCUACGAUGCUUAUGUUAUCUAUUCACGCGACUACCGGAAUCAGCCUGAGGGGGCCAGUUCUGUGGAGAACUUCGUUCACCAGAUUCUGCCUGAUGUUCUGGAAAAUAAGUGUGGAUAUAACUUAUGCAUAUAUGGGAGAGACCUGCUACCUGGAGAAGAUGUAGCCACUGCAGUGGAGACCAACAUACAAAAGAGCAGGCGGCACAUUUUCAUCCUGACUCCGCACACCGCGCACAGCAAGGAGUUUGCCUACGAGCAGGAGAUCGCCUUGCAUAAUGCCCUCCUUCAGAACAAAUCUAAGGUGAUUCUUAUUGAAAUGGAGGCUCCUAAUGAACAAGCCGGACUGCAGCUUGGGAAGUUUCAAGAGUCUCUCAAGCACCUUAUGAAGGUGCAGGGUACCAUCAAGUGGAGGGAAGACCGUGUCGCCGACAAGUUGUCCCUGAAUUCCAAAUUCUGGAAGCAUGUGAGGUACCAGAUGCCUGUGCCAAACAAACUCCCUAAAAAGACUUUAAAUCUGGUUUCCCUGAGUGCCCAAAGACGGUAAUGCUGAUUUUUGGAGAUCUGAUUUUGGAGAUCUCCUGACUUCUCCGAGCUGGAUUAUUGCCACUGUGCCAGAUACUGGUUGCUGUGAAGGCGGAGCUGUGUAAAGGGUAUUCCGGCCUCAGGGUUCGUUUAGUGUAUACUUCCAGGUUCCAGAUUCUGGGCGGGAUGCCAAACACUCUCAGAUUUUAUCUGCAAUCCCUCCCUUCCCUCCUCACCUCCCAGGUCCUUCACUUUCUCACUCUGCUGCUUUUUCUCCAUUCCAGUGGGGGGGGUCUUCUCACUAUACUCACCGCCCAUUUCUCUGUCUCUUUCUAGUUCCCGCUCUCUCCUCAUUACUCUUCAAUAACCUACUCCCUGAGCAUCAAACUAAAAGGUUUAGAGUUAAAUUAUCGUGUGAUCUUGAAGAACAUCCAGAUUCCCUCAAGCAGAAUGUUGGCAGUAAAUCUUGUUCGCAACAUGUCCGAAUUUUUUUUUUUUGUACAUUUGAUUUGAUUUGCUGUUUAGUUUUCUCAUCUCACCAUUUUGCCGAUUCUGUGUAAGUGCUUUAUCCCAGUUGCCGUUCUAAUCAAGUUUUUUUUCAGUUCAUUUAUUUUUAUUCUCUUUAGAAAUGUUUUUCUCACUAUAAAAGUGAUAGAAGCAUAUUAUAGAAAAACAAAGUAUGAAAGAAAAAGAUGAAAAAUCUUUCAUAAAU